ACGCAGACUCCACCCGUUGACGCAAUAAUCGGUUGGGGCCUCCACGUCUCUGGUUUCGCGAAGGAUUCUGGGAUCGACCCCGGAGAAGGAGGGCCAAGAUGGCGGAGGCGGCGGAGUCUCCAGGAGAUCCGGAGGCAGCAUUGCCCAAACCCCUGUUUGCAGGCCUUUCGGAUAUAUCCAUCUCACAGGACAUCCCUGUGGAAGGAGAAAUCACCAUUCCUAUGAGAUCUCGUAUUCGGGAAUUUGACAACUCCACGUUAAAUGAAUCUGUCCGCAGUACCAUCAUGCGUGAUCUAAAAGCUGUUGGGAAAAAAUUCAUGCAUGUUUUAUACCCAAGGAAGAGUAACACUCUUCUGAGAGACUGGGAUUUGUGGGGCCCCUUGAUCCUUUGUGUGACACUCGCAUUAAUGCUUCAGCAAGGCUCCGCAGAUAAUGAAAAAGAUGGAGGGCCCCAGUUUGCAGAAGUGUUUGUCAUUAUCUGGUUUGGUGCAGUUACCAUCACCCUGAACUCAAAACUUCUUGGAGGAAACAUAUCUUUUUUUCAGAGUCUCUGUGUGCUGGGUUACUGUAUACUCCCCUUGACAGUGGCAAUGAUGGUUUGCCGGCUGGUGCUCUUGGCUGAUUCAGGACCGAUAAACUUCAUGGUCCGGCUUUUUGUGGUGAUCGUGAUGUUUGCCUGGUCUGUAAUAGCCUCUACAGCUUUCCUUGCUGACAGCCAACCUCCAAACCGCAAAGCCCUUGCCGUCUAUCCUGUUUUUUUGUUUUAUUUUGUCAUCAGUUGGAUGAUUCUCACCUUCACUCCUAAGUAAAUCAGGAAAUGGAAAUUCAAAACCAAUGAACUGAAAGGUCACCUGAACAGUGCAGUUCACUGUGGAGCUUUGCCUCUUGUCUGUCUUGGAGGUACUUGGUAUCUGGCCAAGUGAGGGGGUUACAAGGGAGCCAGAAAGCUGUCACCACUUGUGUAAGGGACUGGUAUUUGAAAGGCUGUCCUUUCCCUCUUAAUGUUAUUUCUGUAAAAUACAUGGGCAUACUACACACA
This is a messenger RNA of Hipposideros armiger (great roundleaf bat), 1039 nucleotides long. It is a transcript of the gene YIPF6, whose product is annotated as Yip1 domain family member 6. Gene Ontology annotation, cellular component: membrane; trans-Golgi network. The record is from RefSeq and is a predicted model, not a curated record. The transcript has 7 exons. Gene Ontology annotation, biological process: endoplasmic reticulum to Golgi vesicle-mediated transport. Lineage: Eukaryota; Metazoa; Chordata; Mammalia; Chiroptera; Hipposideridae. Bases 99 to 809 code for a protein of 236 amino acids.